This is a messenger RNA of Alternaria rosae, 1835 nucleotides long. RefSeq lists its product as uncharacterized. The record is from RefSeq and is a predicted model, not a curated record. NCBI's taxonomy places the organism in Eukaryota, Fungi, Ascomycota, Dothideomycetes, Pleosporales, Pleosporaceae. Bases 102 to 1553 code for a protein of 483 amino acids. The transcript is spliced from 2 exons.
AGAGUGUGACCCCCAAAAAGCCGAAGAAAGCGAAGGAGACUGUCAGUCCCGAAGCGACGCCUGCAAGCGCAAACCACGGAUUCAGUGCCUCUGAUGCUGCUAUGCAAGUCGAGGAGCAGGAAGAACUGCCUACAGAUGAGGACGCAUCAGAAUCAGAAGAGGUCACUCCUACCGCGAACAUCAAGAAGAGCGCAAAAGCUGAUACCCCGAAGAAGCCCAAGAAAACCGUAACACCCAAGAAGCCCGCCGCUACGAAGUCAAAGGCCAAAGCAAAGAAGCCACCUGUCGGAGAAGGCUUCGACCCCUACACCCACAGUAUAGUCAUUCCUCCAAAGUCCGAAUGGAGCGGGUUCUGGGGUGCAAAGCCUGUGCCAGGUGAUCCUCGGCCCAGUGCUAAACAACCUUCCGCUCGCGAGAGCAUGGGUCAGACUGACCCCCCCUUGUGGGAGAUUCGUGGCUUCCGAUACAAGCGCGGUUCUCGACACACGAAGCACAACUACCAGGUUGAGCCGGAUAACGUUGAUCAGCUGCCUCAGGAUAAGGACCAAGAAAACUUACUUGCCGUCCCGCUCAUAGACAUGCGGUUGACAGAUAAGAACGAUUUCACAUCCUACAAGAAAGACCCGGUUGUCUAUUGUUAUAACAACGUACCAAAAGACUGGAACAACAAGCAAACUGUCAAGGCUCUUAACGACCGCCGUUACCAGGCUAUUGAUCGCAUAACCAUGGAUCCACCGUGGUCGAAAAUCGAGCGAGAGUAUCUGGCUUCCCUGCUCCGGGACAAUUCUGACGCAUCCAUUUGGGAUUUGACUGAGCUUCACAAUGAUCGCUUCAAGGGCAAAGAGCACAGGGAAGCCACUGCUUUCGGAGAACUCUCUUCUGGUCGGACAGUAGAGAGCACUCGCUACCAGUACACAUCGUACAAGCCAUGCUACGACCGUGGCGAAGCACCACCGAAUGUGAGAUGGCGCGGCGACCCUUCACCUGAAGCCAAGGCACUCGAAGCGUCGGGGCGCUUGGAGGCCGCAUUUGGGCUGCCUGACAAGGCUCUACUGAAGGAGUACGACAACAUCCACGACGGCAAUGGAGAGGAUGAUGACGACCAUAAGCCCAAGAAGCCAGCCAAGAAGAAGCCGUCAAAGAAGAGGAAGCCGCAGGCUGCUGUGGAGGAUUCUGAUAGUGAAGAAGCUUUCGAGCGGUCGGCUAAGAAAUCGAAGACCGAUGGGGUUCGUCCAUUUGCCGGUCAGCCCACGUUUGACAAGGACGAGGAGGAUCUCCUGACCCUAGCCGGCGCCUAUGGUGAUGAUGAUUCCUCAUCAGUGAUACUUGAAGGCGAUGAUGCUGAGCAAUCCGAAGAGAUGAGGGAGGAAGACUACGAUGAUGCCGAAGAUCAGCUCGUCUUUGCUGCGCUCAAAGAGUCCGCAGCUGAGUCCGCCCAAGGUACUCUCGUCGAACAGACUGCAGUCGAGCAGACUACGAUUGUUGAGUUGACUCAUGUUGCUCGUCAGAUUGAGGUUGACGAGAACUAUAGCGACGAGGAAGAGGAAGAGUAGGUGGAAGGUUCCGGAAAGACAUCAGGUCGUUCAGCGCAGCAAUUGCCUUCCAAGUGUAUGGGAGACAGUAGCCUGAGAGUACCUGAUAUGGCCUUUGUCUUUUCGUACUGUUACAUAAGCGCGCACCAGAUGGCGCAAUGUUAUUGGGGAGUUUGAACGAUGUGUGUAAUCGUUCAUCUCCUCGUUGAGUAGUACUAAUGAGUUUUUGGUUUCUACAUUUUGCAAGAUUCAGCAGCUAACAGAUUACCCGCAAGUGCUGCUGUUCUGCUCCUGACAUGCCCG